This is a messenger RNA of Morone saxatilis (striped sea-bass), 1028 nucleotides long. RefSeq names its product gamma-aminobutyric acid receptor subunit rho-1-like. The transcript is spliced from 8 exons. The coding region runs from base 13 to 963 and encodes 316 amino acids. The record is from RefSeq and is a predicted model, not a curated record. Gene Ontology annotation, molecular function: GABA-A receptor activity; extracellular ligand-gated monoatomic ion channel activity; neurotransmitter receptor activity. Gene Ontology annotation, biological process: signal transduction; nervous system process; regulation of membrane potential. Lineage: Eukaryota; Metazoa; Chordata; Actinopteri; Moronidae. Gene Ontology annotation, cellular component: synapse; GABA-A receptor complex; membrane.
CCGCUGGACACCAUGCACACGGAUGUGGUGCUGCUCAACCUGCUGGUUUGGAUGGUCGGUGUGUCCGGGCAGACGCGUCCGAAAGGUCAAAUACUGCAACCAUACAGUCACCUCAGAUCCAGAAGAGAAAAGCCUUUGACAGAAGAACCCCAUCGUAAGAUUUGCAGCCCCAUAUUGAAGAGGAGUCCAGAUAUAACUAAAGCCUGGGGUACAAAGACAGAGCACCUGCUGAGGAUAGAAGACCAUGACUUUACAAUGCGACCAGGAUUUGGAGGGCCUGCGGUUCCAGUUGGAGUGGAUGUUCAGGUUGAAAGUUUGGAUGCAAUUUCAGAAGUUGAUAUGGACUUUACUAUGACCCUGUAUCUGAGGCACUACUGGAAAGAUGAACGUCUGUCCUUCAGAAGCAACACCAACCAGAGCAUGACCUUCGAUGGUCGCCUGGUCAAGAAAAUCUGGGUUCCUGACAUGUUUUUCGUCCACUCUAAGAAGUCCUUCACACAUGACACCACCACUGACAAUGUCAUGCUGCGGGUUUACCCAGAUGGCAAAGUCCUCUACAGCCUCAGGGUGACAGUCACAGCCAUGUGCAGCAUGGACCUGAGUCGCUUUCCACUCGAUACGCAGACGUGCUCUUUGGAGAUAGAGAGCUAUGCGUAUACAGAUGAUGACCUGAUGCUGUACUGGAAGGAAGGGAACAGGUCAUUAAACACAGAUGAGAGAAUUUCUCUCUCCCAGUUCCUCAUCUGGGAGUUCCACACCACCACCAAGCUGGCCUUCUACAGCAGCACAGGCUGGUAUAACCGUCUGUACAUCAACUUCACUCUGCGGCGGCACAUCUUCUUCUUCCUGCUGCAGACCUACUUCCCCGCCACUCUUAUGGUCAUGCUGUCCUGGGUGUCCUUCUGGAUCGACCGCAGGGCCGUACCUGCCAGAGUGCCGCUGGGUGAGAGUGCUUGGCUGUAGUUAGCUAUUUGGUGCAGUGGUUGCAGUCUUAGUUCAUAGUUUCCUUUUCCUAACUGAGGCUCAAA